AUGCCACUGCACGCGCACGGCGUGCUCUGCAUGUCCAUGGGCUUCCUCAUGCCCGCUGACGUGGCGGCCGUGUGGCACAGGGCCAUGGUGAUGGCGGUGGUGGAGAAGCUUGUAAGGGGGACAGACGGAGUGGGGGCGGCUGGACGUGCUGCUGGUGGACAUGCCGCCCGGCACAGUCGGGGUGAGGCGCAGGGCUCGCCCACUCCCACUACUUGUGCAAACUCACGCUUCAUCCAGCCCUUUCUUCCCCUCGCCCCCUUUCUUUUCCCUUGCCCACUCUACUCUCCUUCCCGCCGCCCCCUCUCUCUCCCCAUUUCCUCUGCCUGCCUCCUCCCCUCCUUCCUCACCCCUCCCCCCUUCUGCUCUCCUUCCCCCCGGCCCCUCUUCUUCUCCCCGCCCUUCUCCUUUUCCCCACCCCUUCCCCCUUGGCCCCUUUCCUCCCCUCCUCCCCGCCCCCUUCUGGUGGUGGCUGCCAGGAAGGCGCCGUGGUGGAGUGUGGCGCUGUUCGGUGCUCCCAGUGAUGGCCGGACCAGCAAUGACAAGAGUUGGUGGUGGAGAGAGUUGGUGAUGGAGAGAGUUCGAUCCGGCGCUGGAGGUGAUCAACUUCCUGCACUGCACCUGCCAGCCGUGCAGAUCCACGCCAGCGUGGCAGCGUCGCUGGCAGAGAAGAAGCAGAAGCGUGUGCUGUUUGAGGGGCUCAUGGAUCGGAUCAAGCACAUGCUGCCACCCGCUGACAUGGAUGAGGUGAUUGGAGCAACAGCGAUGGUCUACACCCACGCUGCUGUCAAGCUGUCAGAUCUCUCCCUGACCUUUACCAGGCAGCAAGACAUGUCCCGAUCUGUGAAGCUGCCCAAGGAGCAAAUGACCGACUCAUCCACAUGCUACCAGACGGCCAUAGCCUUCUGUCAAAUGGCGAUCAGCAUUGCCUUCCCCAUCGCCUCCUUCAGCGCUGGUGGGAGAAUUGAUUUCUCCCUACCUCCUCUUCUCCCUACCUCCUCUUCUCCCCUGCUCUUCAAGAGUGCUCCCGCGACGAGAUGGCCGACGCCUUCCUCGAGGUGGGUGUGCGAGGAUGCGUGCCUGCGUACUGCAUGGUACAAGCCGGUGCUGAAACGUCUCAAAACUUCCCCGCCCUCGGCAGUGGAAUCCGAUGGGCAGCGCACGCCGUCUCUUUCUGACGUCCCUCCUUUAAAAGCCACUCUCUGA
Closterium sp. Naga37s-1 is the source of this 1203-nucleotide messenger RNA. The record is from the annotation of a GenBank genome assembly. NCBI's taxonomy places the organism in Eukaryota, Viridiplantae, Streptophyta, Zygnematophyceae, Desmidiales, Closteriaceae.